AUGGCCGAGAUGGAACUCCAGCACUUUGCCGACAGAAUUGUUGUUGGCGAUGAGAGACGGCCUAACCCCGUGGCCAGAAACCUGCGUGACGAUGCAGAUGGAACUAUCCUCGUUGGCCAGAUGCGCCAGGCUGCACUUAUGCAAAUAGGCACAUUGAUUUGGCUGAUGAUAAAUGUCGAGUUACUCUCAGCGGACUGGGCUUUCCAGUUCAGUAUUGAGAACGAGAGUAAUGGCACACGCACAAAGGAGGAGACAACCGAGAUUGGAAUGAAUGUUUCCUCAGGCCGAGAGGUCUCUAAUUCUGUUUAUGCCAGUGCUGGAUUCACUGGCUUCGGUUUUUCUGCUCAGGUCGGCGGCUCCACUGAGACCAAGACUUUCUCUACGUUGGAGACGUCAUCUAUCAGGACCGUGAGAGACACUUAUGUUUGCCCCCCUCACUCCAGCAUCUUUGUGUACAAAAGAAGAUACAAAUUUCGAUGCAGAACUUGGUUUCUUGCACCGGGGGUCCAUGCAUGGGUGGAGAACCCCAAUGGCGUCAAGAUCGAAUCCCAAUUCGAGAACGAGAUUAUCGCCAACCAGGAGUUGAUCAGCCCAGUUGCGUUGACAAACAUCGGUCGAAUCACCAACAGCAAUCCCUCUGGCCUCACACUUCCCACUCGAGGGUGGAAGAUUGAUAGAAACAGCCCUUGGCAAAGGUGGUACGAGAUCACUCGUGAACUGUAUCCCUGGGUUCGGUAG
This is a messenger RNA of Fusarium poae, 738 nucleotides long. RefSeq lists its product as uncharacterized. NCBI's taxonomy places the organism in Eukaryota, Fungi, Ascomycota, Sordariomycetes, Hypocreales, Nectriaceae. The transcript has a single exon. The record is from RefSeq and is a predicted model, not a curated record. Bases 1 to 738 code for a protein of 245 amino acids.